Messenger RNA from Colletotrichum scovillei, 1895 nucleotides. RefSeq names its product RNA exonuclease. The record is from RefSeq and is a predicted model, not a curated record. Gene Ontology annotation, cellular component: nucleus. Bases 564 to 1895 code for a protein of 443 amino acids. Gene Ontology annotation, molecular function: nucleic acid binding; exonuclease activity. The transcript has 3 exons. Gene Ontology annotation, biological process: ribosomal large subunit assembly; rRNA processing. NCBI's taxonomy places the organism in Eukaryota, Fungi, Ascomycota, Sordariomycetes, Glomerellales, Glomerellaceae.
CAUCGUCAGUGUGCCUCACGUGGAAGUGGAAAUACUCGUCCAGGAAACAACGUAAACCAACAGAAUAAGAAGGAAGAGAAGUAGGUAGACAGAAAGAGAAGGAAAACGCGGGCAUGCGCGUUACUGGUGGGAAAGAGCAAACGGCCAAAGGGGACGCGCGACAUGAGAUGAGAGACAAUUGGCUGCAGAAAACCUUCCCUCCGCUGCCUGCUGCUGCGCUGAAUCCGAACCUGCCCUCACUUCACCUCUCAGCUCACUUCACUUCUCACCUCCGCCGCUGCCGCAUCAAAUUCUCACCUUCUGCCUUUCAUAACCACUGAUUUCUCAAUCUGCAGGAGGCAACUAGUCGAUCUUGGCUCUUCAAAGGCUGGAAGUCGCGCCUUGGCCACGCUCGUUCAUCAACGCCUCAACCGCCGCACACUCUUCAUCAUCAUUCUUCGGAGCUAGCGGCUCAUCGACGCCGCCUGAUGAAUCACCACUCACGAUAUUUAUUCCCUACACAGAUCUCAGCACUGUAAACAAGAAGCAGCACGAUAUCGUUGGUGACAGUGCCAUCAAUCAAGAUGGCUUCCUGCCAGCAACCCCAGAACCCGUACGGGACCCCGUCCCUCGUCAUCGAGCCGACCCAGAGCUACCUAUACCACUUCCGGUCUAUGGCCCAUCGGAAAGACAUCCUCCUCAAGAGCGGCUUCAUUCUCAAUCCACUAUCUGAGAGAGAUAUUGACGAUAAGAAGCGAUGCCGCAGAUGCAACCUCCGCUGCUCCAAUAACAGAAACAAAUUCAAAUCGCCUGGGAAGGGGUCACAAGCCGAUGCAAAGUCCUCAUCCGUCCAGCCCAAGACCAAGACGUUCACUAGAUCUUCUUCCAUGGCCGACGAGGAGCCCGAGGGCGCAAAGGGAGACGAGAAGCCCGCAAAGCCGGUCCUCAAGUGUCAGUAUCACACCGGCCGCGUCAUAAACAUGCGGUGGAACUGCUGCAGAGUCCACGUUUCCGAGCCGGGCUGCACGUACGCUCCAGAGCACCUUGUCCGGAAUUACCCCCCGGGUGAAAUUCACGACCGUCACCAAUUUCACAAGACCCCGACCCACGCCCUCCUGGACCUGGGUAUCGACACUGUGACGUCCGCUCAGAGGGCGCCGCGUCGCGCCGUCGCCAUGGACUGCGAAAUGGGCGUGGCCUACGACGGUGAAUCUGAACUGAUUCGCGUCACCCUCGUCGACUACUUCACAUCAGAGAUCCUCCUCGACAGCCUCGUCUACCCGCAGGUCCGCAUGGCGCACUACAACACGCGCUUCUCGGGCGUCUCCCGCCAAGACAUGCAGGCUGCGCGAUCAAAGGGCAAGUGUAUCACUGGCGGGCUGGCCAACGUCAGGGCCGCCUUGUGGGAGUGGGUGAGCGCUGAGACCAUUGUCGUCGGACACGCCGUCCACAAUGACCUCGCAUCACUGCGGUGGAUUCACCCCAAGGUGGUGGACUCCUUGAUCCUCGCUACUAACGUGCGAGCCGAGAUUGAGAGACUGGAAGCGGAGGAGGAGGAGAGAGCCAAUAAGGAGGCCGAGAGAGCUGCCGCUGAGGCUGCUGCUGAAGCCGUCGCCCAAGGCGGCGUCAGCUUGGAGGAAGAAGACCUGAUCUCAUUCGAUAAGCCCGAAUCCUCGGAAAACACCGAGGAGGGAGGAGGCCUCGCCGAGAAGAAGCCCCAGAAGCGCAAGGCCGGCGGGCUCUCCCUCAAGGCGCUGACAUCCGAGAUGCUUGGUCGUGACAUCCAAAAGGGUAGGGUCGGUCACGACAGCCUGGAAGAUGCCUUGGCCUCGAGGGAUCUGGUGCACUGCUUCGUGGCCAAGAAGCUUGCGGAGUCGGUCCAGGACGGCGGACCGAUCAUUCCUGGCUUUUGGUAA